Messenger RNA from Paraglomus occultum, 540 nucleotides. Lineage: Eukaryota; Fungi; Glomeromycota; Glomeromycetes; Paraglomerales; Paraglomeraceae. The record is from the annotation of a GenBank genome assembly.
AUGAAUCCUAAGGUGUUUAUGGAUAUUAAGAUUGGCUCACAAUCAGCCGGCAGGAUGAUUUUUAGCCUCUUUUACGAAACCGUACCCAAAACAGCCCAGAAUUUUCGUGCUCUCUGUACUGGUGAGAAGGGCUAUGCUACUAUUAUGCCAUCGAAGCCAUUAUGGUAUAAAGGAAGCAAGUUUCAUCGUGUUAUCCCCGGGUUCAUGGCCCAAGGUGGAGAUUUUACACUCGGUGAUGGUAGAGGUGGUGAAUCUAUAUAUGGACCGAAGUUUCUUGAUGAGAAUUUUAAGUUGCAACAUGAUAAAAGGGGUCUAUUGAGUAUGGCUAAUUCCGGUCCUAACACAAAUGGGUCUCAGUUUUUUAUUACAUUUAAAAAAACUCCAUGGUUGGAUGGCAAACAUGUUGUGUUUGGAAGCUUGGUAGAUGGAGGGACAGUAUUAGACCAGAUUGAAAAAUUAGGAACACAACUUGGGACACCAGAAGAAGUGAUUGAGGUGGAAGACUGUGGAGAAUGCAAAGAUAGUGAUGAAAAGGUGUAA